UGCGGGGCUGCAGGGGGGGGGCGGGGGGCCACCUCUGCGCCCCGCGUCCCGGGCCGGCAGGUCUUUCUGCAAGACUGGCCCGACCCAGGUGGCCCCGACGGGCCACGAUGCUCUCCGAGUGAGUGGCACCGAGCUGAGCCUGGGCAGUUUGUUGACUGACAAAGAGGGAUGCUAGCAGUUAGGAAGGUAAGGAGGAAACUCAGGAUGGGGACCAUCUGCUCCCCCAACCCCAGCGGGACAAAGACAUCAUCGGAGGUCUGCAACGCCGACUGGAUGGCCUCGCUGCCCGCUCACCUCCACAACGUCCCCCUUUCCAAUCUGGCAAUCCCAGGCUCCCACGAUUCGUUCAGCUACUGGGUAGAUGAGAAGUCCCCCGUGGGGCCUGACCAGACCCCAGCCAUCAAACGCCUCGCCAGGAUCUCCUUGGUGAAGAAGCUAAUGAAGAAGUGGUCUGUGACGCAGAACCUGACUUUCCGAGAACAGCUGGAAGCUGGGAUCCGCUACUUUGACCUGCGUGUGUCUUCCAAGCCCGGGGAUGCCGAUCAGGAGAUCUACUUCAUUCACGGACUUUUUGGCAUCAAGGUCUGGGAUGGCCUGAUGGAGAUUGACUCAUUUCUCACCCAGCACCCCCAAGAGAUUGUCUUUCUGGAUUUCAACCACUUCUACGCCAUGGAUGAGGCCCACCACAAACGCCUGAUUCUCCGGAUCCAGGAGGCCUUUGGAAACAAGCUGUGCUCAGCCUGCAGCGUGGAGAGCAUGACCCUGCAAGCCCUGUGGGAGAAGAAGUGCCAGGUUCUUAUUUUCUAUCAUUGUCCCUUCUACAAGCAAUACCCCUUCCUGUGGUCCGGAAAGAAAAUCCCAGCACCCUGGGCCAACACUACAAGCGUGCGCAAACUAAUCCUCUUCUUGGAGACCACUCUGAGUGAGCGGGCCCCACGAGGCUCCUUCCACGUCUCUCAAGCCAUUCUCACCCCCAGAGUGAAGACCAUUGCCCGAGGCCUGGUUGGUGGCCUCAAGAACACUCUGGUUCAUAGGAAUCUUCCUGCCAUCCUGGACUGGGUGAAAACUCAGAAGCCCGGAGCCAUGGGAGUCAACAUCAUCACUUCUGACUUUGUGGACCUGGUGGACUUUGCCACGACUGUCAUUGAAUUGAAUGACCUCCUACAGGAGGAUAGAGCUUUGGCUAAAUGCUGAUUUGAUUUUUGAUUUAAUGUUGACUUUGUUGAUCUCGGCCAGAGUUCUGAAGGGUUUCCUAUUAGGAUGGCCCUGGGCAGUGAUGGGAAAGUAGGAGGAGGAGGGCAUUUUACCCUCUUCAUAGGGCUAUUUGGAUAACAUACAGAGCUUUUAAUUGCAUUUUUCCCAAAGGAGACUUUUAAAAAACUUUUAAGUCCAAGGGAAGAAGCAUGUUUCAUGUGAUCAAAGUCAGGGUCUUCCCAGUGGCUCAUGAUAUUGAAUGUAAUAGGGAAUUGGGGUCUCCAGGUUCCAUUGAGUGUCUCCUACUUGGCCCAGUUUCCUGCUGUCUUCCAGGACAAAUGUUGUGUUUGAGCCAGGGAGAAGACUGAACCCAAAAAGGCAUUUUAGUCAAAAGAAUGGCUCAUUGCAGGUGUGGAAGGCCCUGUGGGGUGGCUCUAACAUCAGCCUAGGGCUUUGAGGGAGAAAAGGGCCAAGCACCGGUUCUCUCUGGCAUGUUGAAUGUCACCACUUCUUCCCUUAGAGAGUAAGACUUAUUUAUCACCAGGCUAUUCCAGCCGCAAGCUGUUCUCGCAUAGCUUGUGCUUGGGAACUGGUCACCUUCAUUCUUUAGAUAAACAGUGCAUAUCGCCUUUGGUAUCAGAAAUGUGUGUCCCAGUCUUAAAACACUGAUUCCUUUCUAUUUCUAUUGGCCCCUUCUGAAAAGUGAAAGGAGCAGUGGUGGGAGAUCCUUUCAGUGUGGGGCCCAGCAGGAGAUAGACACGCAUGUUUGUUGCAUGCCACGUUUCUUUGGUUUAAUCCUAUAACUUUUCCCAAAAUGGCUGCCAGGUAAACUCCUGCCUCAUUCUGGCAAAGUCUUUUUUGGAAUGGGAUCUUCAAGCCAGGUCUUGGAAUGGCAUUUCGUUGCUAUCUGCCUAGGACUCUGGUCCGUGCUGUGACACGUAACGCCGACGGAAGGCAUCUGGUUUAUGGCACCGGGGAGGCAGACUCAGUAUGUGUGGGGAAGUGCAAUGGAUUUAAGGAGGAAGCCCCAAGUGAGUUUGGAGCUGUUCUGUAACUCCUUGAAAACAAGACUACCUCGGGACAUUCAGGAUGACUCGUGUGUCAUCAAGGGAGAGAUACCCAGUGUUGGAACAUUUCCAGCUUGUGUCUUGAUUGUUCUACUUUCUGCAGGUUGUUUUGAGCCUGCUAAUCACCACUGCAGGAGGCCUCUGAAACUCAAGAGGGGAUUCUUCUUUUUUUAAUUGAUAGGAGGUACUUAUCUACAAAGAGCCCUCUUGUGUUUUUAUUUAUUUAUUUAUUUAUUACUCUAUUUAUGCAUUUAUUUAUUUAUAGAUUAAGUAUCUUCAGUGCUUCUUACCUCGAGAGCACUCACAAAGGAGCUUCCUGAACUUUGUUCACCUAGGCCUGAUGCUGCCCAUGCCUUUCAGGACUGUGAGUGACCUCUGACACACUCUGACCCGGCCGCAGUUGUUCCCAGCUCCCCAGUCGUGGUGGGACAGGGAGCCCGUGUGGGUGUGGUCCAGACCUGAGCACCCCCUACCCGGCCAUGCACCACAGCAGAGGAUGCUACGGGUCAUGAAGAACUCUUGAGGAAGACUCCAGCAGGAGGUCACAAAGGAGGGAGCCAGAAAGAAAACUGGGCAUGGGAGUGUAUAUGCAGGGGUGCUCCUCAGAACUUUCCGAGGAUCUCUAAGGAGAUGUCCCUGUCUGGAUUCUUCAGGAAGAAAGAUAACCAUGGAAUCCUUGAUGGAUGUGUGUGUGCACGAGGAUCGUUGGGCCAGCCCCCUGCGGCUUGCCAUUUCUACUCCGCCAUUCUCAUGGCUGGGUCUUCCAAGUCGCCUGCAGAGGGGGGCACCCGGGGUGAGCUCCAGGCGCAUGCCCCAGCCUUGGUCUUCCAGACUCCACUGGAGGUCAAGUCAGUUCAGCCCUGACCUGUAGCAUCGGCAGCUGAGGGGGAAGACACAACGCAAAUGCCUCUGGGAAAAUCUGGUUUCACGUUUCCUGCUCCUGCAUUUGAACCCCUUCUCCCAAAGGUUUCUGGGAUUGUCUUGUCAAUUUCUGAGGGCCUUCUCUGGGAAGGAGUAAGAACGGAAAUGCCCUCCCUUUCUCAAUUGUUCUUCAAUUCUGCUAUUAAACCCCAGUGGCAAGCUCUGAAAUCCCUGGCCUACCCUCAGGGAUUUCUUUGUGUCCUUACUGUUUCAUUUGGUUUUAUUUUUAACUCUCUUGGUCAAUUGCUAGGGACUAGAUCCUUGCCCCUUUUAACCCUUUGUUACUUGGCAAAGAGAUCGGGAGGCAAGAGGAGAAUUACUCUGCUCUGUUUUAUUUGAGCCUCAGCUUUGCCCAGGUGCUUGGUGCUAUGAGGCCAGGUGUGUCGGCAGGUAUCUCCACAGGAUGCCAGUGACACCCAAGGGCUGCUGACUGUUCAGUGAAAUGUUUACUUGAUUUUUUUUCCUUUAGUUUUAAAAGAUAUAAUUGCACUUCUCUUGGGUUGUAACAUGUAAGUGCACCUCAGUGUUUGCCUGGUAAGACGAAGUCAUCGAGCGUGACACAGAAGCACAGAAAAUGAUCCCAAGGUCAUGUGUGUGGAGUCCUGCUGCAUGUGGCAAGUGCAGGUGCUCACUCCCUCAUAGUGCUCUGAGUUGUCAUAGUGCUCUGGUUGCAUUCUGAAAUUCUGCACAGGAUUUCUGGGAGACCGGAGGAGAAGCAUUUGCAGUUCACUCUCGAUAAACACCCUUGAAUUGGCAGAUUCUCUGCUCCAAGGAACAGUUGUUUGACAUAUCACAAAGGAUUUGUGCAUUCUGCUCUUGGACCUAAGGCCAAGCAGGCGACUCCGUGAUAGGACAGAGGGAGUAGGUCUGUGACUCAUUCUGCAACCGCCAACAAUAAUAAUGGUUGACCCAACCACAUCAUUUAUUCUCGUAAGAUCCAACAAGGUUAUCGUGCUUCCUCAGAAUUCACUUCAAGAUCAACUAAAAAGCUACUUGACUGAGCCAAAGAAGGCUUUAGUUUCGGAGGAUUUGGGGCCACAGUUAUUCUGAAAUGUAAGCUGAGUUUUUCAUGAACUCUCUGGACCAUUUGCCACAUUUCCAUGGCUUUGUGGCAGAGAGGACAAUCACAGGCUUCAGUUAGAUUAGAGCAGUGUUUAAAAGGCUUGGACUUGGAGCCUAUUAGAGGUACCACUGUGGUUUCACGGGCACAGAAGAGAGUCUUAGGGUUGGGGAGAAAAGUCAAGAUAGAAUUGAUGGAAGGGAAUGAUAAGUUAUUGAGGAUUUAAUUUUAAGUGAAUGGCAGACUUAAGAGGGUCAUGCCAAAAAAACACAUGUAUGCUGUAGGAGAUUCUCCAAUAAUUAACUUAUUUUUCCUUAGCACCGAGUCCACAACCCCUGAAUUCUUGGGAAUAGUUAAGCCACAGUACAAACCCAGGAUUUUUAUAUAAACUCAAAGAAAAGCACAAGAUCUGAGCCCAGGUCAUGCUCAAUCUUAAGAAUCCUAGUUCUUCUUUCAUGACCUCACAUUCACAUCACAAAGUUUGAUCCUGUUCAAGAAGACAACGUGGUGGAGCAUUCUGGAAUAAAAUGCAGUUUUGUGGUGGGUCAGGAUUUCAUUUCUUUUUUUUUUUAAAUCCUGCCAUACGAAAGGGCUCCCCAACGAGACAUUAUUACAGCCUGGCAAGAAAGCGUAGUGCUUUCUAAAGGUAGAGAAACAGAAGUUACAACUGAAAUGAAACGGUUUCUGUUCAUGGAAGACCUAGGACUACUACACAAGUUCAGGCCAUCUUACUGAAUGAGUCCGUGCCCCAGUUGAAGUUUCUGUGAUGUUCUUUAUUGGCUGACUGCAAUUUUUUACUCUAAGUCCUGGGAAAUGGAACAGGCUAACAAGUGGGGCACUGCCAUGAGAGUUCUCCCGGCUGAGCAACCAAGUAACCCUAGGCUAAGUCUGCCUUGGUUCCUUAAUCUGGAAUAAAGAUGCCGUCUGCCACUUUAGUGCUGUUCUGCAAACCUUGGUUGACUAGAUCCCCAAAAUUUCAGGCCCCUUAUGAUUAAAUUAAAUGCCUUAUACUCAGGGAGGUGCCCGGUUGUGGUAAUUCCUCCUUGUGUGGCAUGGGAAAAGAAAUGCUAUUUGGGUUCAUUUCUCAAAAGUGUGGUGUAGGAUCACAGAACUAGUGCAACGCCGGCACCUUUAGUAAUCCAUAUAAUGAGAUGAGUGGAGCUGCAUGAAAUCUGCUGCUGCACACUUGAGCUCCUGAGAGGUGGGCUUUCCCAAGUGCAUGCGAGGUCUUAUUAUGCCAAAAGGCAAUGAACAGAAAUUGGUAACAUCAGAUGUCCAUACUGACAGGAAGUUUUUUUUGUAUGGCAAAGAACAUGGUUGUCCCUCUAAACUCUACCAACUUUUCAGUACUCCUUGGCCCUCUGCCUCAGACUGCUUCCUAGUAUUUGCCAUCAUAACUUUGUCACUCGCAGAUAUUACCUAGGGAUACACAGCAGUGAAUUGAUUAGGUGGUAAGUGAUUUAGCUGGAAAUUAAUUCCAAAUGAAAACAAACAGCUCUUUCUUACCCCAGGAGAUGUACUAUCUCCUUACCUUCUGGCUUCCUCAGCUUCCUACUAGACAUGGUGACACUAAAGCUACUAUCUCACUGUGUUGGCCCUUAACCUAGAAGAAUAUGGUACAAAAUACUAUUGAUGUUGUUGAAAUAGCACAGUCUUAAACACUAUAAAAAGAUUCUAAGAUAACCCUUUUGAUCCUGCAGUGGAUAUAGCAUCGUAGUCUUUCCUCCAAAAAAAACCAAAAAACACCUUACUCUUAGGAGUUUUCAGCCUCCUUUCUAAACCACAUAGUUUGGAUAGUUUUUUUUUUCUCUUCCCGGGGAACUCAAUCCCACAGUCUAUUGAGAAAACCUCAUCAAUAGUCUAGGGGCAUUUCCAUCUCAUUCCUUCUGACCUCCGCAGAAGACCACUUCCUCCUCUCAUCUCCUGUCUGUCCUUUAUCAUCUGCCAAUCACUAUUCAUAAGAAUUGGCAAAACUUACACAGAAAGGCACACACUCAAUGAUGCCCAAAUGCACUCUUAUCACAGGUGAUUGCUCCUCGUUCCCCAGUGUAUAAUUCUGACUCCCCCACCCCCAACACACACACACAGAAUCUGAUUGGAACCCAGAACCUGAGGCCAGCACUUCAUUCAAAAUGGCAAGAGCUUGCUCACCAGCUUGGAGCCCAACAAGAAGCACAGCACUUUGAAGUCAAACAGGCCUUCGGUCGCUUUGUAUAUUUGCAGUUUUACCUUUGUUAUUAGUCUGUAGCACUAAUAACACUUGAGUCAUGAAUCUGUAGUAUCAAUAUGAUAAAUCUUAGGACAUAUUCUAGACGCAGUGGUACCUUGCUGCUGUUAUACUUACUAAUUUAUACCCCCAAAUUAAGUAUCACAUGCAGAUUGUGUAUGCAUUGUUUGUACUGUAUAUAUGCCAACUGUAAUACUUAACCUCGCUGAAAAGCACUUAGAAAAUACAGAGAUUGUUAUAGUCAGAAUAUAUCUUGGUCAAUUCAGAUGAUAGGUGAAUCUGAUAAAUAGGCUCUUAGAUACUACGUUUGUCCUCUAUGCUUGUUUUAUACUACAGUGCAUGCUGUUUGCUAAGUGAAGUAAAAAUAACAAUAAAUUGUACCAAUUUUAAGGUUAGAGUUAAAAUUUUACAUACAUGCUGCUUGGUACUCUGAAAUGUAUUUUGUGGCUUAAUUAUCUUAUUCACACACAUUUCACUUGGCUUUUUCCCUCCUAGGAAAUAAUUGUUCAAAAAUAUUUCUCCUUGUAAACUGGAUCAAACUGCUUAAUUCAACUGAAACAUUGUAAAGCCAGAUUACCUCAUUUUAACUGUGAAAAAAAAACCUAAUAGAUAUGAUGACAGUAUGUCUUUUCUUGUAUUUUAGUUGAACUACCUAAAUAGGCUUAACCCUAAUAAUAAAUAUAAAAUGUCAGUGGGCA
Canis lupus familiaris (dog) is the source of this 7167-nucleotide messenger RNA. RefSeq names its product phosphatidylinositol specific phospholipase C X domain containing 2 (gene PLCXD2). Gene Ontology annotation, biological process: lipid metabolic process. Lineage: Eukaryota; Metazoa; Chordata; Mammalia; Carnivora; Canidae. The record is from RefSeq and is a predicted model, not a curated record. Bases 169 to 1194 code for a protein of 341 amino acids. The transcript is spliced from 4 exons. Gene Ontology annotation, molecular function: phosphoric diester hydrolase activity.